Molecule: messenger RNA, 3042 nt
Organism: Bufo gargarizans (Asiatic toad)
Lineage: Eukaryota; Metazoa; Chordata; Amphibia; Anura; Bufonidae
Product: neurogenic locus notch homolog protein 1-like
Exons: 17
Coding region: 92-2938 (948 amino acids)
Biological process (GO): establishment or maintenance of epithelial cell apical/basal polarity; heterophilic cell-cell adhesion
Cellular component (GO): plasma membrane; protein-containing complex
Molecular function (GO): calcium ion binding
Source: RefSeq, a predicted model, not a curated record
AGGGAUCUGAGCUGUGCCGAACUGUUCUCGCAAUAUACUUGUGCUGCGGAGCCCGGGGUUUAUGUGACUGCUGGAGCCGCCCACAGGAGGAAUGGAGCGGGCAGGAACCGCUGCGGUGCUGCUCCUGGCGCUGACGGUCACUGCACAAGGUUUACGGUGUACGCAGCCGGGGGAAAUGUGCCUGAAUAACGGAAGAUGUCAGGCUGGCGGGACAGAGUGCAGAUGCCCAAGUCCAUAUAUUGGUGAGCGGUGCCAAUUCACCAAUCCCUGCAACAGUAAUCCAUGUUUAAAUGGUGGAUCAUGCCAAUAUGACAUCAGAGGGAACAGCGUUUAUUUCACCUGCAGCUGCCCGCUGGGGUACCAAGACUUGAGGUGUAUCACCCGGAAGGACAACGUGUGUCUCAGCAACCCAUGUCGUAAUGGUGGAACCUGCGACCUGACCACAGAUGAGUGGAGCUAUAAAUGCAGAUGUCCCCCAGGAUGGACAGGUGACACGUGCCAGAAAGCAGACCUGUGUGCCUCCAACCCAUGCGCCAGUGGUGGAAGCUGCGUCCCCUUCGAUUCCCAGUUCGUCUGUAAAUGUCCGGAAGGAUUUCAUGGAGAAACCUGCAAGUUGGAUAUUAACGAAUGCAAACGGAGACCCUGCAAGAACAGAGGAAUGUGCGUGAACAAGUAUGGAUCCUUUUACUGCAAGUGCAAGAGCAGAUUUACCGGGAACUACUGCGAAAUCCCCUACAUGCCCUGCAACCCGCCUCCAUGCCAAAACGGUGGAACCUGCCGUCAGACAGAUGACACCUCCUAUGAAUGCACAUGUCUGCCAGGAUUUUCUGGUCAAAACUGUGAGGAAAAUAUUGAUGACUGUCCGGGAAACCAGUGUAAGAAUGGAGGCACCUGUGUGGAUGGAGUGAACACCUACAACUGCCAGUGUUCUCCGGACUGGACAGGCCAGUACUGCACUGAAGAUGUUGAUGAGUGCCAGCUGAUGCCAAACGCCUGUCAGAAUGGAGGCACCUGCCGCAAUACCCACGGAGGGUACAACUGUGUCUGUGUCAACGGUUGGACCGGAGAGGACUGCAGCGAGAACAUUGAUGACUGUGCCAACGCUGCUUGUAACAAUGGAGCCACCUGCCAUGAUCGCGUGGCGUCCUUCUACUGCGAGUGUCCACAUGGCCGCACAGGUCUGCUUUGUCACCUGGAUGACGCUUGUAUUAGCAACCCCUGCAACGAAGGCUCCAACUGUAACACCAACCCAGUGAAUGGCAAGGCCAUCUGCACCUGCCCCUCCGGCUACACCGGGCCUGCCUGCAACCAUGAUGUGGACGAAUGUUCUCUUGGUGCCAACCCCUGUGAGCACGGCAGAAAAUGCAUCAACACCCAGGGCUCUUUCCAGUGCAACUGCCUCCCGGGCUACACAGGACCUCGCUGCCAGACUGACAUUAAUGAGUGUCUCUCCAACCCCUGUCAGAACGACGGCACUUGUCUGGAUCAGAUUGGAGGGUUCCGGUGUAUCUGUAUGCCAGGUUAUGAAGGGAAGUUCUGUGAAAUCAAUACAGACGAAUGUGCCAGCAGCCCCUGCCAACACAAUGGCCGAUGCAUCGAUAAAAUCAACGGGUUUCACUGCGAAUGCCCUACAGGCCAGUACUGCACUGAAGAUGUUGAUGAGUGCCAGCUGAUGCCAAACGCCUGUCAGAAUGGAGGCACCUGCCGCAAUACCCACGGAGGGUACAACUGUGUCUGUGUCAACGGCUGGACCGGAGAGGACUGCAGUGAGAACAUUGAUGACUGUGCCAACGCUGCUUGUAACAAUGGAGCCACCUGCCAUGAUCGCGUGGCGUCCUUCUAUUGCGAGUGUCCACAUGGCCGCACAGGUCUGCUUUGUCACCUGGAUGACGCUUGUAUUAGCAACCCCUGCAACGAAGGCUCCAACUGUGACACCAACCCAGUGAACGGCAAGGCCAUCUGCACCUGCCCCUCCGGCUACACCGGGCCUGCCUGCAACCAUGAUGUGGACGAAUGUUCUCUUGGUGCCAACCCAUGUGAGCAUGGCGGAAAAUGCAUCAACACCCAGGGCUCUUUCCAGUGCAACUGCCUCCCGGGCUACACAGGACCUCGCUGCCAGACUGACAUUAAUGAGUGUCUCUCCAACCCCUGUCAGAACGACGGCACUUGUCUGGACCAGAUUGGAGGGUUCCAGUGUAUCUGUAUGCCAGGUUAUGAAGGGAAGGUCUGUGAAAUCAAUACAGACGAAUGUGCCAGCAGCCCCUGCCAACACAAUGGCCGAUGCAUCGAUAAAAUCAACGAGUUUCACUGCGAAUGCCCUACAGGCCAGUACUGCACUGAAGAUGUUGAUGAGUGCCAGCUGAUGCCAAACGCCUGUCAGAAUGGAGGCACCUGCCGCAAUACCCACGGAGGGUACAACUGUGUUUGUGUCAACGGCUGGACCGGAGAGGACUGCAGUGAGAACAUUGAUGACUGUGCCAACGCUGCUUGUAACAAUGGAGCCACCUGCCAUGAUCGCGUGGCGUCCUUCUAUUGCGAGUGUCCACAUGGCCGCACAGGUCUGCUUUGUCACCUGGAUGACGCUUGUAUUAGCAACCCCUGCAACGAAGGCUCCAACUGUGACACCAACCCAGUGAACGGCAAGGCCAUCUGCACCUGCCCCUCCGGCUACACCGGGCCUGCCUGCAACCAUGAUGUGGACGAAUGUUCUCUUGGUGCCAACCCCUGUGAGCAUGGCGGAAAAUGCAUCAACACCCAGGGCUCUUUCCAGUGCAACUGCCUCCCGGGCUACACAGGACCUCGCUGCCAGACUGACAUUAAUGAGUGUCUGUCCAACCCCUGUCAGAACGAUGGCACUUGUCUGGACCAGAUUGGAAGGUUCCAGUGUAUCUGUAUGCCAGGUUAUGAAGGGAAGUUCUGCGAGAUCAAUACAGACUAAUGUGCCAGCAGCCCCUGCCAACACAAUGGCCGAUGCAUCGAUAAAAUCAACGAGUUUCACUGCGAAUGCCCUACAGGUGAGAAAACGGAUCGAUAGGACAGCGC